AUGCGAUCAAAGACCACGGCAAAACCAAUUUCAUUUAAUAGCAUUCUAGAUAUGAAACAAACAUCCGGCGCCAUUAACAAGGCUAAUGAGGGCAGAUAUGCAAAUAGUGCUAAGGAAGUUGAAAAGGAAAUGGUAAGUGAAACGUCUGUUAAUAGACAUCAAAUAAAGGAAAUUCCAGAGCCUCUGCUGAAUAAUCUGAAACAUUUGAAAGGAUUUCGAGGGAAAGGGCGCACUCAACAAUCAGCUGUUGAGAAAAGAAACGAAACAAGUUGGAAGGAUGACAAUUUGAAGUCGGAACCACGGUUAAAAACAAUUAAGAAUAAAGUCCAAUCGGCGUCCGCAUACGAUGCAACAAAAAACAGGUCAACAUACGAACCAUUUCAUGAUUCCAAGAAUGACGCCACGACAAUGUCCACCACAUCCCAUGUUUCAAGUGCAAAGAACAGAACCAGGUAUCUAGGGAAUGAUCUCAAGGGCUCAGUUGUGGGAACAAGGCGAACAGAGAUCAUCGGUUUCGAAAAUAAGGCACCAAGCAUUGAUAAUGCCAAGAACCAGACCUCAGAAAUUGCUUCAUUUGUUUCAAAGAAUCAGACCUUGACAGCUAAGGACAACGCAACAAACGGUACCAAGAGUCAAUCAAAUGUGACGGGAAUGAACGUGUCUGAUUCUCAUCGAAAGAAUUCGGAAGUGGCUGACAGUAAAACUCUAGAAAAUGUUUAUGCAAGUAUUGGUGAGGAAGUCGACUUGAUACCGCUAGAUGGGCUUUCAACAGAUGAUGCUAAAGCUGCAGUAAGUCUAAUGGAAAACCGCGAAGAGUCGUCUGAGACACGCAAAGACACAAGCCAUGUUGAAGAAAUUCUUCAGAAUCAAACUGCGCUUGAUGAUAAUACAAGAAAGUCUAAAGCAAAAAUUUUGACAAUCAAGAAUCAAAGAAACACAUCGAGGCAAGUGUCGCCAAUUGUAAACUCUCAAAGUGUGUUGAUCAAAUCAUACCCUACAUCAAAAAGUCGCAAAACGUCAAGAGAAUUCGCUGCCUUAAUGAAAUCUUUUGAUAGGCCUUUGAAAUCUAGUGGAAGGAAAACAGCAAAUAGAUUGAUGGGUACCACAGAAAAACUCGUCGUUGUAAAAGAAAGCCUUCAGCAAUCGAAUAAUGCAACAGCAAUUACACUGUCCGGGACAAAGCAAAUCACCCAGUCACUCUCUAGUCCAUCGCUCAAACCAAGCGCUAUAACGAAAGAAGCUUCGGUUCCUAAAAAUGUAAGGCACCCUUUAAUAGACUCUGAGAUAACAAAACUUGAGCAAGCUUUACCUACGCAUGUAUUAGGAUCCACAUCUGCUACAGAAAUUUUCACCAAUACCCCGACAUUUAUGCCAACAAAUUUGACUCCUACGAUAUCGGAUGCUAGGCCCAAGAUUACUGCCAGCAGCACUAUAAUUGAGGCUUCUACCACUGGGUCGCGGAUGUAUCCAGAGAGACUGAAUAGUAUUCCCAGGCUGUAUCACUCACAAGCAAACAGCAUAAGGAAGGAAAUUAAGCCAGCAAAUAUUUACCUGACACCGUCUUCACUGCCAAAACCUCGUUAUGUUCACGAUGCGAAUUAUAGCAUUUUUAGUGAAAACAAUAAUCGCACAUCUUCAUCUCCAAAUGUCACAAAUGCACCCGGUCUGACCACCAAUGCACCCGGUCUGGCGACAAAUGCACCCAGUCUGGCCACAAAUGCUACUGUUCUGGCUGCAAAUGCACCCGGUCUGGCUUCAAAUGCACCCGGUCUGGUCACAAAUGCAACUGGUCUAGCUGCAAAUGCAACUGGUCUGGCUGCAAAUGCACCCGGUCUGACUUCAAAUGCACCCGGUCUGGUCACAAAUGCAACUGGUCUGGCUGCAAAUGAACCCGGUCUGGCUUCAAAUGCACCCGGUCUGGUUACGUUUAAUAGUUCAUCUUUAAGCAAAGUUCAGUCAUCUCUACCUCGACAGAAUGGUGGUAACAACACAACCAUUCUUAAUAAUUACACAGCCCAACAACAAAUGUCUGCUAGUCGGCCAGAAAUACAUGGUACUUAUCAACCACAAAGGAGCUUUAAUUCAGUUGGCUUAUCAAGAAAUGCAGGAAAUGCAUCUCUGCAUUUGCCUGAAUCGAUGAAUUAUACUGCCCCAAUGCACAAAUCGUCAAAUUAUUCGAGAAAGGUUAGUUUAGACCAACCACUCUACCAAACAACCUCUAGGCAAAGAUUUGAAGAAUUGCUAACGAAAGUUUCCAAAUCCAGCAACAAACGAUUCGAAAAUAGCUCGAGAAUGAGAAGUACUGUCAAAUUUCACAAUACUCUCGCAAUGCAAGAAACACGUACCAAAGAGAAAAAAGGUAAGCCGGUUGCUAUGGCCAUCAAUGCUGCUUCUCGUACGAUAGGCAGUAAUAAACAUGUGACUUCGCAGCACACUAACCGUUAUCAAGAGAAACCUUAUUGGCCUAAUUAUUUGUAUCCAUGGAGAAACUACAGCCACCCAACUAAUCCCAUCACCAGCAACCCAAACGCAAUUGCAAACACAAACGCAAAUGAGAACACAAACGCAAAUGAGAACACAAACGCACGCGCAAAGGGGAGCCCAAAUCCUUUUGCAUACAAGCGAUUGUUUUGGAAAGGAAUGCCCGGCCAGAGUCCUUAUUGGCUACUGUAUAGAAAUUUGGCACAAAAUGCGAGUGGCAAAAUACAUGAUAUUGGGGUGAAAAUGAAACACAAAGGCUCUUCAAAGAGUUUGCAAGAGAAGGUGAAUGUGACAGAUUCAUCUUUUGCCUUUUGGAACAACCAUGUGUCUAACAAUGUUACUGAUAAAAACAUGAAAAUGUCAAAUGCUAGUCAAAAAGAUUCUGAAGCAGCAAAAGCUAGAAUAGGUUUUGAAUAUCGACCACCAGCUUCAAACAAUGUCAGCUUUGAAACUAAACCAGAUGUUUCUCGAUCUGGAAAUGUUAACGAUCACAAAACCAAUGUUGUACGGAAUAGCAAUGGGAACCUUAAUGUAAGUGAAUAUGGUACAUCAACGCUCAGUUCAGUAGACACAGUGAAAACAGAAAGCAAAAGUCCGGUAGACAAGAUUCCGGUAGAAAAAGGGAAAACUAAGUGGAAGAGUCCGGUAGACAAAAAGAAAACUGAGAACAAGAGUCCGGUAGAAAAAGUAAAUACAGAGCAUGACAUUCCGGGAGAAAAACGAGUGGAAACAGGGAACAAAAAUCCGGUAGAGAAAAUAGGAAAAGAAAGCCACCGCCCGGUAAAGAAAGUAAGAACAGAGAGCAACAUUCCGGUAGAGAAAGUGAAAACAGAGACCAACAGUCCAGACAUAGUAAAAAUAGAGCAAAAGCCCUUAGUGCCAAGUUUCAAAUCGAAAUACGAGCAUCAUUCUACCUAUGAACAGCAUCUUUUUGAUAAAAUCAUGCCAACGAAAAGUUCAAAUACACCAACAGAGAUUUCUGUGAAUUCAAGUGAAAUCGUAGAACAACUAAGUGUUUCUCAUGGUGGAACAACUAAAACACAUGGUAUAGACGAUGAUCGUCAGCACUUUGUGUUUAAUGCCUCUUUGACAGAGCACAACAGUUCGUUUGCAAACAAAUCUGCUAUGGGACAGAAAAUUGCUUCGAUAGUAGGUCAAAUAGAAAAUGUUACACAGAAAAGCAGUGAAGUAGUUUAUAACGUCGGUGUAGGUGUUCAUGCCAAUGAGACCAUUAUUCAUCCGGGGAAAUAUUACCUAAAAGAAGCAACCGAAAUGAUGCCAAACGUAACUAAUCGAGUUACUGAGCUGAAUAGGACUGAAGUUGACGCACUGUCUGAGUUGAACAAAACUGAAGUUGAUGCUUAUAGAUCAGCCACGUUACCUAAAAUAAAUGCCAGUGAUAAUAAUGGCUCCCUGAUGAAUGCUGGACCAGAAUUUCACAGGUUAAACCGUAAUGACAACAAAACUGUCCAUAAAGAAACAUUACCAUUGCAGCUUACCAACCACUUCAAUCAUUCCAGAAUAAAAACGGAGAACGGUACCAAGAGGCUGCUACCAGAUCCUAGUCACAGAGUGAACCAAUCUGCACCCAUAAACAGUACUGAGCAGUUCUUGAAUGUUGUUAAUCGUAAAGAGCUGCAUCCUGAUAUGACAUUUAGAGUUUAUUACAAGCCAGGGCUGCGCCGCCACCAUAAACAUCAUAAUCAUAGCAGAGAUCACAGCAGAAAUCACAACAGGAAUUAUACCGAGUCCCACACCGCAGCAACAACUUGGCCAGAUACGAUUAAGGUCUAUUACAACCCUGGAAGAUUCAUGCAUUCAAGUAGAAAUCAGCAAAGACUGCAUCAUUCUCAAGGAGAACGAGAAACCAAUUAUACUAAAACGAACGGCGCUGUCUCUAAAAAACUGACAGAAUAUUUUGGAAUUAAAAAGCUGUACAUUAAUGACAUGAGCAAUAAUAAUGAUCAAAGUGCAAGAAACCCCGAGCAAAGUGCUACCAGUUUUGAAAAUUCUCCCAUUUCCAGAAAUGAAACGAUUUCUCUCGAAAAUGUCUCUCACCCAAGCAUGAAACCGGAUACAACGCUUUCGAAUGAAAAUCACCCAAGCACUGCAGAAAUUAAAUUCGCUCAAAAUCAAUCUGCAACAUUACUAAUUUCGCCAAAAGAGUCGUCAGAAACACAUUUUGUAACUGAGGGGACAAACAAAAAUCCCAAUCAUGUUACUGAUGAUUAUUUGCCAGCAAGCUUGGUACACACCACUUUAAGUCCGGUUCAAAAACCUAAACUGGUCCAUUCUGCAACUGGUGCCAAGAAAAGUUUCGGGGAUCCCAAUGAGGUAUCUCUCAGCUUGAAACAUUCAUUUCACAGGAAGCCAACAGAUGGAAAACAUUGUGACCUACUAGGGAUUUACACCGAUAAAGUUCUACGCGAUGGUGCUGAAGCGGGAAAUUAUUUCCCGAUUCUUUUCGUUAAGGAUCCGGUGCACUGCCAUAAGCAAUGCUGCAAAAAUAGAAGAUGCAAUUUUGCAAUGUUUUACCGGGACUUUUGCUUUCUAAUUGAGUGCUUCUCCGUGAAAGGGUGUGAACUAGUGAAGUCAAGCGCAUCAACAAAGCAUCCUCAUUUGUUGGCGAAAAUCAGAAAUCCGGAAUUGAGGUCAUUGUCACGUGUUUAUAAAACACCACCGGAAGCCAGUUCAACCUAUGUCCCAACAAUGUUCCUUAGACCUUUGUCAGCUCACGAGAUUUCUGCUAAAAAGCAUAUGUCUACUUCCGUAAAACAUUCGCAGAAACUUCUCAAUCUGUUCCAUUCAUUGUUAAAUAGACUUGAAAAACCACAGCCAACUGCUAAAAGAGAAUACGUGAAAAGAGAACCUAUCUCUGUGCUAGCAACGAAAAAUUCCGAUAUUUCUGCUGGUAAAGGGUAUCGUCCUGAAAACCUACACAUGCUUCAAAAUCUGUCAAAAUAUUUGCACACCAAUGCAUCAGUGUCUCAUUAUUUCAACCAAUCAGCGAAUCAAACAACACAAUCACCAUUGUUCCAGAAGCCCUUUUUUGGUAUCCCACUACAAAGCCCAUUAGUGAAAUUGUCCAAUCAUAGCAAUAGUAAUACAGACUAUUCCUAUUUGACAGACUACUUGAAUUCAAAAACCGAGAAUACAUCAAAAUUGGCAGCCUUAACUCCGACUCAGUCAGCACUAAUAAGAAAGUUGUACCAAACUUCAAAAGAAUCGAAUCGACCGACCUUGCACGUAGCACUUGCAAACACUUCGACUACAGAUAUCCAAAAGGUUGUAUUCAAGCUAAGUAAAUUGCUUUCUAAAGUCCAUUUACAUCUCAAAGAUGUUCUUCCAGAGCUGAAAUAUGUAAUGAAACACAGUCGCUCGAAGUUCGUUAGUGGGGACAUUGCUAAGACGAUUUAUAAUGCUGUAAAGAAAAUACGAGCCAAAGAAUUAUCAGAGAAGGUAAGGAAAAUAACAGGAGAAACAGUACUUGAAAAUUUAGCAGAAACUCAAAAGGGUUCUAUUCGCAAUCAAGAGCUUGAAAGAGUUUCAAGAGUGAACAGAACAAUUUCAGUGAAACUUGCUCAAACUGAUGAAUCAAAUAGGGGAAGAAACAGCACAAAAGAAAUCAAAACUGUGAAGAGAAUUCUAACAUCGGGUUUAAGCAAUAGGAAACCAAAAGUUAACGCAGAAGGACGGUUGACAUGUAUAAUUACAUCAGUAAGAUCCGGUGCCACAUUGUAUGGUGGACCACGAGCAGGAAUCUUCACCUCGCAAGGAGGUGGCUUGAAUCUCGAUCAGUGCAUACAGCGAUGCUGUACUUCAGAUGACUGUCACGUAGCCCUGUUGGUAGCAGGUCAUUGCUAUACUGUCAAGUGCUAUACAGCAAAAUUGUGUAAAGUAGUGCCAAUGAAACGUGCUGGGCACUACCUAAUGACUGUAGCGUACGUUCGGAGAAGUAUUACUAUUUCAACUGACAAAAACGGGAAAAUCACCUCAACACUGAUGAAGAAUGCUCUGCCACGGAAAGCCAUAAUUUGUCAAGAAUCUGUUGUAUAUGAGGGCUUUACCUUAAAAGGAGGCUAUGAUGCUGGACAUUUCACAUACAAAGGUGAGGUAGGGACGCUUACUGACUGCGUUGAAUUGUGUUGUAAUGCGCAGUUUUGUGACUUGGUUUUUAUGGUAACCAACCAGUGUUACCUAGUGUAUUGUUACGGGAGAGAAGGUUGCCAGCACGUCAAAGCCUAUCAUGGCGUCUUAUACAGGACAAGGAUUGCAUAUCUGCACAGUAGGAACAGGAUCAUCCCCCCGUGGGUGGAACCUAAUGCAAAUGAAUUACGAGCCAUUAUAGGAAGCUCAGACACAGUGAAAAGGGGGCAACUCAGUCCUCCGCCCUCAGUCCAUCUUUAUCACACUGAAAACCCACCUCCAAGAAAACAACAAUCAAAUUUGCAGAUUUGUAUAAAGGCAAAGAUUUUGUAUCAAACGACAAUAAAAGGUGGUCAUCGUUCUGGAAAAUACAUCUAUCGGGGUAAGAAAACUAGAGACAGAGACUGUGUACACGACUGUUGUCAAAACGAACAUUGUAAUAUAGCUCUGAUGGUUGACCAGUACUGCUUUAAUGUUUUGUGCAAGAACAAGAAGCAUUGUACAGUAGUCAAAGUGAAGAACGACAAAUAUUUUACAAGAUUGGCAGUAAUUCGUGAAAGCAUGAAAUCGACAUCUGAAUCAGGAUCAACAAUAUCAUCAGAAACUCCUGGUCACCGAAACAAGCAGCUACCGAAGACAACUAGUCAAAUGAGAAAACCACUUACAGACAUUGAUGUGAUUCAAGCUGAGAGCAGCUUUAGUUCCACUACAACCAGUACGACUGCAAUUGCUUUGCCAAAGCAACUUAUACCAGCAACCAUGCUUGAUAAUCAGAAGGCCAAUGGAACAAUUCCAGUAAGCUCGUUUCCUUUUGUGCUCCGUAGAAGCUAUCUUUCUAUCCCAACUACCAACCAUGCAGCAUCUCCUUCAUACAGAACGCGUCGCCAAAAGCCCCAAACAAACGAAACUGACGAUCUGAAACUGAGCAUAAACGUCGAAUCCUCUCUUGACGAUGGAAUGACAUCUGAUGACGGAGAUGUACAGGAAGAAGUCCCAACAAAUGACACCACCCUCGUAUCGAAUGAAACAGAAUCUGAACUGCUUGUCAAUGAGACUGGACCUUUGAUGGUUCUCAUGCCUCGUGAGUAUGUAUCAAUGACAUUGUCAAGCAAUGAACGCAGUUCAAAGUCAACCGUCACCAAUGAACGGCUCUCUAUUUUUAAAGCUAUUGAGAGUUCUCUGUCAAACGCAUAUAAUCUACUUAUUACUACUCCUUUCUGGCCCUCUGAGAAGUCGACAGCCAUCCAAAGUAGCAGUUCCAACUGGCCAGCUAGCAGCCAACUUUCAGCUGUUACAUCGCACCUGCUAGAAUCAACUGCUAUUCAGGAAGAGAAAUUGCCAGUGAUUGCAAUACCCAGCAUUCAAAGCAGCGUUAUGUAUAAGGCAGAAAGCAGCCAAAUACAAACUGUUGUGCCAAUUUUGUCAGCAUCAACAACAAAACCGACUCAGACAACUGCGGCUUCCAGUUUGUUUUCCAUCCAGCCUACACCAGCACUUUCUCUGUCUCCUACAAAUGCUGUUUCAUCACUUGAUAUUGACAAAGCUAUGUCUACUCCAGCCUCAAACAGCUAUUCUUCUGGAAUUUUUGCUACUUCAAAAAUACAAAUGUAUUCGACAACAGACAGCUACAGGAUGCCUGGAAGUCAAGAUCUAACGAUUGCUGGAAAGUAUGUCCCAAGAAGUUCCACCAUGAUACAGGUUUCAACCAGCUCUACACCCACGCCACCAGUUACCUCUCUCGUGCCAUCUUUAAGCCUGAAGUCAGAGAUGUCUUUAUUAUCUGAGAUUAAACAACCUUUAGAAAAGAAAGACAACAUUUUAAGACGAGCAUCUUCAACAUAUCUACUCCCACCUAAAGAGUCACUGCCAUCAACAUCAUCUGCUCCUCAAAGUCCUAUGAUCGGUUUACAAGCAAACACACAGUUAGGUUUCGACUCAGCUCAUACACACAACCACAUUUCAUCUUCUCAGACAUUAAAGGUAAGCAGCAUAUCUUCACAAUCUUCAACCCCGGCUGUAAUAACACCAAGCAUCUAUUUGGGUCCUUUGAGCUUCCUUCGAGACUCCAUCCGAUCAACGGCCUCUAUCAUAAAACCGCCAGAUCAAGCAGUGCAAUUGACUACUUCUGCUAUUCAAAGCCCAGGCGAUCAUGAUACGUCAGGUGACAUAACUUCUACCGAUCAUGUUAUAGGAGCUAUGGUAAACAAGGUUGAAGAUUUAGUUGUAAACACAACAGCUGCAGCAAAAUCCUUUGAAAAUGUUACGAUUCUUAUCAAUAAGCUCGAAGGGCUUGUCGAUAGCGAAGUUACGAAGAAGUCUGAUAAAACAGAUGAGGAACAAAUCAAACGUAUUGUCUCGACACAAAGCAAUGCAACAGAUGUGAAGUAUGAUGGAUUAAUCAAAAGACUUAAUUAUCUGACCAGUCUUAUUGAAAAAAUUGGAAGCCAAAAAAAUUCUAACAAUGCUCGAGAAGGUUACUAUAUUGCUUCUGCUGAUAACAAAAGAAGCGAAACUGUCAAAACAUUGAACCGAAUAGUCUCUAAGCUUUCUACACAUGACGCAAUCGCUGCUAAUGCUUUGACAUCAACAGGUACUCCUACAGUAGACACCUUAGUGCGCAAAUCUCAAGCUGUAUCAAAGCAUUAUAUUGUUAAUGUAUCAUCUUCACGUUCCAAAAGAAAAACCGAUAUCAUGGAAGAUCUCUCUUCAACUAGAUCGUUUACGAGAACCCCCUCUAUGAGCGAUGCUAAUCCGUAUAUUGCCCAUACUUCAGUGAAGAAUGAUAAAGUUUUGGGAGGUGUAAUACAAAGUUCCAUUGCAGACGUUAACCUACAUUACACGAAGUCACUAGAAAAAGACUUGAUUAUCAGUAUUGUGCCAUCCAAUGUUCUAGUUUCCACUGCAUCAAAUCCUUCGAUAGUCCCCACAAUCUCUUUUGGAUAUUUUCAAACCAAUACAACACCGUCUGAGAAAUAUAACAGCGAAACUUCAAGAAAUAAAUCAGCUACCAAGUCAAGUCAGAUGAAAGAGCUGUCAAAAGAGUGUCAAGGUCAGCUCAGCCUUUACAAAGGGUAUUCUCUUAGAGGUGGCUUCAGUGCUGGUCUCUUCUCACAUCACAGCGAAGUGAAGACUUUGUCAGGAUGCAUUCGAAAGUGCUGCAGCACUAAAACAUGCACAGUUGCUCUUAUGUUGCAGGGAAGUUGCUUCAAUGUGAGAUGCACAAACCGAUGGUUGUGCGGCAAAGUAAGAACACUUAACAAAAGUUUAAAGACUUCAUUGGUGUUCAUUAAAAGGGAAAAGAAGAGAUUGUCAAUUUCCCGUGAAGAUGAGACAGAUUCCCAUGACAACGAGACAGAUUCCCGCAAAAGUGAGGCGGAUAAGAGCAAUUCAGAAACCAGAAUGAAUACGAGGCCCACACUUAAAGGUGAUACUACUCAGCGACAGCAUGAAAUAACUAAGAAGUUUAACAUUCCUAGUAGGCCAAGUUCAAAUACUACUGGUGUUUUCAGAUCUCCAGCAAAAUCAACGACUGCAAGACCCGGCAGUGAUGACCGUUCGAAAGGGGGUAAAGACCAUUUUCCAACAACGAAAGGAAAAUCAGAAAUGCGAAAACCAUCGGAAACGUCGACAGAUGCAGUGUUCCGCCCUUUGAAACACUUUCAUUAUGAAGGGAAACCUACCAAGAGAAAUAAGAUUGUAUCCUCUCCAAGCUCUCAACAUGCAAAACCAUCUCAUAAUGACAAUUCUGAAACGUCAACUGGUGCUGUAUUUCACGCAGAAACAUUAGGGUCCGACUUGAAAUUUGGUCUAAUGGUAAAGAAACUGGCAAAAUCCAACUCACAGACUCGAUCAAAAUUACAGCCUGACAUGACAAAGUGCAACCACAGCGAAAUUCAAUACGAUACAGUUUUGUCAGGUGGCUGGAAAUCGGGCCAUUUUGAGCGCCAUGGCGACAUAGCUCACAUGAAGCAAUGCAUGGAGUUGUGUUGCAGUUUACCAGAGUGUCACGUGGCUUUGCUUAUGGUGCACUGCUAUACCGUGCAUUGUUACGAUAGCGCUCUAUGUCAACCAGCAAAGCCAAAAAUAUCUUUUUUCAAACCGAGGCUCGUGUUUAUGCGAAUCCCAAACAACAAGACUAUCGAGGCUGCAUUUGAGAAGAGAGCAGGCAAUCCAGUUUCAUCAUCUGUGGCUGAAAGCAAAACUGAAGCUAGCUUUCUAAAUAGCACUGUUUCUUUGCCAGCUUCUACAAUUACUAGAUCGUCAAGACAAAACCAACCUCGAGACCUCCAGACACUUUCAUCAGAGAAACACAGUAAGCAGACAACUGUAGGAAAAGAACUUACACAAAUUUUGUCAAGCCCGUUUGUGUCUGAAAAGGUUGAUCAGUCACCGAUAGCAUCCCACUCUUUCACUAAUCCUAGCACUACAUCUACACCUAUAGAAAUCUCAAUCACAACCAUCAAUGCCACACAGCAUUUUUCGAUCGUCCCCAGUGUGUCUAUUAGUGCUUCCGCGUCAAGCAGAUCAAUGUCACACGAUGUUACAGAUAAUUUUCCGAAAUCUGUCCCAAUGUCAUCAGAAUUGCCAGCUCAAGCAACUUCGGCCUUACUAUUUUCUGAAAAGCCAAAGUCUGCACUUCAGCCAACACCAUCUUUGAACAGCAUUCUUGAUUUGCCAUUGUCGCCAAGCAACAAAAACAGAAAGUUUGAAUCAACAAAACAGUAUCCAGAAUCGAGGCUUUUGCUAUUCAAAAAGCUUUUGCCCAGUCCACUGCUGCCCAGUCCACUGCAAACAAUCUCUAGAGCGGGCCCCAUCAUGGUAAAACAACGAACUUCUACCAUGCCAGCCUUCGGAGACAUUGGUGAUGACAUAUUAGAAAGUAGCAUUAAACAGCAUAGAGAGCACGGUGCAGUGGAACUUGGCCAUAAAUUGCAGCUUGGUCCAUCUGCUGGUGUUGUGUAUCGCUCUGUUAAUAGCAUCAAUGUAGUAAAAGCGAUUGAUGCCAUCUCUGUUCUUACGAAAGCAGAAAACACAGAGCAGCUGAAGUCGAGUAAAGGAUCAGCAGUUGAAAGACUGCACCUCGAAGCAGCUCGUGCAAUGACGGUCGGUAAUAAUCUCAAACUCAACACAGUCAUAAAAGAAACCAUAUCAACAUCUUUCUCUCCCAUAAUGACAUUAAAACCCCCCACAUUCGCGAACAAACAUGGCAGCAAAGAAACGGAAAUUUCACAUGCGCAAGAAAUAGCAAUCGAUAACAUGUUCUUCAAGCCAGAAAAAAUGGACCACGGCUACUUAUUUCAGAAUGUACAGCCACGGAAAGUUACUGCUGCUAAAUCAAGUGAAACAGCAGUCCCUAAAAGAUAUUUAGACAUGUUCCAGGCAUCUGUGAGUUCAAGGGGAUUUGCACAAACUGCGGACAGUAUCUCCAGUGUGUUACCGUAUAGCAAGAGUAUUUACUCGAUGAAAUCUACUGCGAACAUGCCCAAUAAUAUGCAGUACAACUCCCAGAUACCGACUAGAAAGCAAAAAGAGCUUAUUGCCGAAUUUUAUGCAAAGCACAGCUUUAAAGAUUUGUUGGAUCAGAUCACUGGUAAGAUAAACGCAACAGCAUUGAAUGAAUCCACCAACUUUGAAUAUAGACAGCAAGCUUCUUUGGGAAGUUCGUCCCUGAAAUCUGGAAAUAUAUCCACCAUAAGUAAGUUUCGACAGAAUACUGACAAAGAUUUCUCAAAAAUAUUGGAAAAGGCAACGAAAAUGGUCCCACCGAAAGACUGCGUUAAGGCACGUGUUUUAGAACGAUCAAUACUCACACUUGGAUGGAAAGCUGGCGAAUUCGUUGAUGGAGGCUCGGCAAAAACAAUUGAUAGUUGCCUAGCAAAAUGCUGUUCCGAUCGUUCUUGCAAUGUUGCUUUCUUUGUGAAAAGCCAUUGCUUCUUAGUUACUUGUAGAUACCCAGAAAGCUGCGCGCAGACGUCGACAAAAGGACUUGAUGUUCACCCAAGUUUAGCCUAUGUACCACGGAGCGCAAAUCAGGUAAACGUAUUUGGAAGUUUUGUACGUGCAGCAUUAGUGGAACAAAGAAAGCAUGAAUUGAAGGAGAUUGAUACAAAAAGACGUAAUGAAUUGUUGUUGUCAGAGGCAUUGAAGCAGCAAAAAAUGCCACCAACACCGUCCCAAAAGCAACUUAAUGACGUUCCAGUUAAUAAGAUACCCGGUACUGUAAGAUCAACAUUGGGAACGGCUGUGGUCUCAGAUAUUUCUAGACCAAACACAUUGUUGAAUCAUUCAAUGGAACAUAAGAAUGAUGCCAGCUCCUUGCCCAUCCGUGGAGCAACAAAGAUCGGUAUCCAUGAAUUAAAUUCCCCGAUUAGCGAAAACAGAGAGCAGAUCAAAUCCACACAAACGCCAAGAGCAGUCCAUGUCAGUUCUACAAGGAAUAUGGGACGAUUUUCUUCAGCCAUUUCUCCAACUCUGUCCUUGGAAUCGAUGCUCGUCUUACAAUCCACUACAUCGUCACUUGUAAACGUCAAAAGUGAGCAGGCCAUGAAAUUCGAACAACUCAUUCGUCUAGUUGAAAACCUACACGCAGACGUGAGAACAAAUAAACCUACAUCGGCACUUAGACAGUCCACUUCAGUAAUGAAACAAGUAUUGACUGCACUGAAGGAUUUAACGAAAAGCCAAAAGACACUGCUUCACAAUCUUUCUAAUGCCACAAAAAGAUCAGAGAUAUUUCAAAGAGCUGUCAAAAACGAUUCUGCUGACACCCGUGAUUUCUUGGGAUUCCCCGAAAAUGGCUCUCAGUCAAUAAUGAAUAAGGAAAUCCUCGGUGUGUUACACGAGAUUUCUAGCAAGUUGCAGGAAAAGAAAGCAUUUGUAAGCGAAUUCAAAAUUGAAAAUGCUUUAGCAGAGCGUGAAUAUCACAAUAGGAUGCAUAUGGAACACAAAAGUCUGGAUGCAGUUGAAAUCCCACCUUAUCAUACAGCAAGAAUAUUAGAACACGACACAUUUACAACAGAAGGGAUUUUACCUGCAGCAUCAUCCAUCAUCUCUUCUCUCUCAAGCUACGAUAUCACGCCUUCACCUUCUCUCUUUGAGUCCAGACGUCCUAUGAGCACUGAUACUGCAACUGCACAGAAUCUCAAUGAUAAAGCAAACAGGCGUACUGACAUUCCGACGCCACCACUUCACAGCCACAACCAACCAACACAUGAAGACCUAGUAAUUGAGAAAGGAGUACCCCAGUUGCGAAGCAACCCAUUUACAUCAAGCGGUAGCAAGGUUUCAGCAUCAUUCUCUAGGUAUUCUCAACAUUCACUGGCAACAGCAACAGCUGAAAGGAUGCAAAAGACGCUAUCGAUGUCAAAGGAGAAGCAUAGAGAGAUUUCAGUGACAAAAUCAGUUGACAACCCUGUCUUAACAACUGAGAGACCAGUCUCAAACGACAGAGACAACUUAGCAGAAAAAGUAGGAACAGACAAAAUGAGUCGUCUAAUUGCCCAUGUUGAACAGCUUUUAAACUAUACAAACGAAUUUCAAAAGAAUCUUCCUAGAAACGGAGUUAAACCAACUAAAGCACCUUUCGAGGAACUGAAUAAAGUGCUACGAAAGGAGAUUUCCAAGUUUAAUGUAACGAAAGCCAUAGGUGAGUUGAAUAAGAAGCUUGAAAAGAUCAAACCUGAUCGUGAAAGUGAUAGAGAAAACAUGAAGUCCUUGAUAGAAGUGAUAAAAUCUGCGAUUCAGAAUGUGACGAAGACAAGCAGCGAACGGCAACGACAACAACAUGAUGAGAAAGUAUUGAAUCCGCUGUUUUCGGAAACGAGCAACCCUGACGAUGGCAACACGACCAGUGACAGUGACGAUCGUAUUCUACUUGACAUCAUCGACGAAGCCGAAUCAAGCUAUUCUGAGGAGCUUAAAGGAACCGAGCAUCAUUUUAGAAGUCAGUAUUCACCAACACCCGGCUACAAGUUGCCAAGAACGAGUGCUGUUGACUGGCGGUCUCUGUCGUUUUCAGUCAUUUCUAAAGAACCAACCAGCACUCCCCUAGUCAAUACGCCUUUAGCAACAAAUGCUAUACCCUUAUCGUUUUCUGUGAUGCCAAUAUCAUCAUCUUUAAUAAAUUCCAACGGCCAUUUGCCUCGCAAAACUUCACAGCUACAAAAUUUGAUUAUAAAAGAUACUUCCUCAUUCCAUCCUUUUAUCAGUCGCUCCUCAACACCAACGCAUUCUACAACUAUCCUUCCACCAGACAAUUCAUCAACAAAUCUAUCUAACAAUGUUGAUUCAACCCCGACCCCAAGUUGGACAGAGCGCAAAGUUGUUCAAAAGAGUGAAAUAAACCGCAGGAGCCAAUCGUAUACUAUUAGCCAUUUUGCUUCUUUGACGAUGCAUGAUGUUCGACACCCAGGAACCUCCAGCACCCUUCACCAUUCAAAUGAGCCUCCGUCAUCAACAAUUCUUGCUUCGGUAGCACUCGUUGACGACCAGCUGGACAUUGAAGCUGAAAUCAACGCUCUCAUACCAAAACACGACUGCAAACAUACCGAUAUUUUUACGAACCUGACCUUCGAAAGUGGAUUCAUUGCUGGAUCAUUUAAGCGAGUUGGAAGCGUGCAAGACAUGAAAGAGUGUAUAUCAGCUUGUUGUGAUAAUGUCUCCUGUGAUGCUGCUUUUCUUCUUGGUAGCCAGUGCGUUCUUGUGCACUGCAAAGACUCUGUGUCAUGCCGCACCGUCCCUGCACGACCAUCAAAACAUCAACCCCAACUUGCGUUCAUGCAAAGAAGGAAAUUGUCUCCAGUAAACUCUGUGAUGGUACUGCCACAAAACCCAGUCAAAUUUCAAGUACUUUCGCGUAGAGAGCAAACAAGUUCUUUGCAACUACCUAACAAUUUUAUCUCAGCUAGCACUGACGAAAUCAAUAGCUUACAGUCAUCAGCUCCGAAUCAUCUCUCGUCAAUGAUUUUUGGUGAAAGAACGAAGUGGCAACCUAGCCGUAGCUUAUUUGAAAAGCAAGUAGAACAAACUAUGAUUGAAACGCAGGGUAACAGCCAGUGGAAGCUUAGUUUUAGCGAGAAAUCAACAGGUCAGGAAAUAGUUAGAAAAGUAGUUAAUCAGACAAUAUCAACUGGUGCUAUCAGCCGACAUUCAGCUCAGUCGACGACUGCAUCAGAUGACGUAAAAGGGUCUCAAGACCCACGGUGGCUUAACGACACAGACAGCUCCAUAUCAUCCUUUUCGGCUGACCAGACUGAUGUGAUUCCUAGUACAGGAGGAAGUCCUGAAGUGGAAACAACUAAAGGGGUGCUGCCUAGAAGGAACCUGCCUCUGUGUUCGUAUAGCCCGAUCUCUUACAAUGUUACGCUACGACACGGCCUAGAGCCGGGCUAUAACACGAACCAGGGCAGAGUCCCUGCAAAGGCGUGCACCCGACUGUGCUGUGACACUCCAGGCUGUGACGUAGCAUUUAUGCUUAAGGACAUUUGCUAUACAGUAAAUUGUCCGAACAAAGAAGCGUGUGAACUCGCCGAUCACGACUUUACACUGCCUUCUACAAGGUUAGUAUUUAUUCAUAGAGCUAACCAAACAAUGCCAAGAGCCUUGAAUGCUGCUGAGAAGCCUCACACGUUUGCAGAGCCAAUCACCAAACGAACCAAUGUAAACAGAACAACAUCCGCUCCAGAAAUGUAUAGACAUGACAUAAAUCUGAAUCAUGGUAAAAACAUACAUGACAACCGGCUUAAUGAAACUGUGCUCAUUUCUAACAGAAGUACUACACCAAAGGUAACUAAUUGGCGAAAUGCAGAUGUUGAGGAUCUUGGCGAUGAAGUCUUACCUCCAACUGUACAGUCUACUGGAAACAACUAUCAGCCAACAACGGAAGUGACAAACACUCAGGAUGACUCUCCUAAUCACCAUACAACUGAUCGACAAAUGUCAGGUACUAGUAUGUAUACCACUAGAGGUCUCAUGAUCAGAGACCAAUCCCGAAGCCAAAUUGAAUCUAAGAACGAAUCUUUCAUUGAAGAAUGGCAGAGCAUUCCAACACAAGCAGGCAACUCGGUUGACAAUGCGACGUCUUCUAGUUUUGCUGCUCCACUGCCUACUAAAGUCAUGAAUCUAAGUGACCACCAAUCUGUCAAUAAUACUUCAUUUAAAGAUGUGUCUCUUUUGUUUGGUAAUUUGAAAGAAAACGACGAGAACGUCAACGACUUUGCAGCUGAGUUUGAUGCCAUAGAGGAUGCAGCAAAUGUCGCUGAAGGAAUACCUGAAACCGUUAAGAGUGGGACCGAAAAUGAUAUAUCUUUCGAAGUUGUUAAGGUGCAGCCAGAAAAUCCACCAAAGGAAACGUCAGCUUCUGAUAACAUUGAUACAAGGAAUGAAGAGAAACAUGAAGAGAAUUUGAUGAAAGUAGCACAAGAACCGACAGAAUCUGCAAUACCACCUAUAAGUAAAGAGAUGAUUCUUGGUCCUGAGGAUAAAAUUUUGGAACAGGAGCCGAAGAAAGAGGACAUUACGUGGUCUACCAACGAGCCAGAUGGGGAAAAUGGAGUUGCUAGAAAGGAAAGUUUUAGGAACAAGAGUCCCAAAGAUGCAAUUAAGAAAACAGCCGGUAGCGAUGAUGCAGGAAACGAGGAAGCCGGAACUUGGAUUUCAAAGAAACCACUCACUGAAUACAGGAAUGAUGUAGAGCCAAGUAAAACUGAGGAUUCAUCGAUCAGGCAUUUUCAAAACGGACUAGAUGAAGUAUCGAAAAUCGGAAGUGUUGGCAACAAUCAAGAGGAAAGAGGAUACGGACGUAGUGCUAUUCAAAAAGAAGAUUUAGAAGGUGGAAAGAAUGAAGAAGCAUCCUCAUUUGUGUCUCAUGUAGGCGCAGGAAACACAUACAUAGUGUCCAGUGAAACCCGGAAAAAGCAUGACUGUAGUCCAAGUACUGUACGAAGGAAGGUACUUUUCACGAAUGGUGCCAAGGGGAAACAGUUUCACGAGCUAGGAAGUGUUAACGGUCUGCUGACGUGCGUUGAGCUUUGUUGUAUAUCUGACCAUCAAUGUGAUGCAGCUCUGUUGUUGGAUAGUACCUGCUAUGCGGUGACAUGUGAGACAAGGGAAGCCUGCGUGACAACCGAAGUAAAGACAUUGGAAUACCAGACAAUAAUUGCCUACAUGUAUGCUGACGGAUCGUUUGAGGGUCAAAGUAUGAGCAAUGAGCUUUUAGACGGAAAUGAUAAAGAGCAAAACAACAUCAAGGAGAAGGCAAAUGCAGUUGGGAAAAAGAAUGUUGACAAGAAAUGUACGCGAAAUGUCUUCGUGACGGGGAUAAUGAAAAGUGGCCUAAAUGCUGGUGAGAUAACAAGACAUGGCACGGUUGGUAAUGAAAAGGAAUGUCUGGUUAAAUGCUGUGAAGAUACGAAAUGCAAUGUUGCUUUUUUGCUUAAGACACAUUGUUACAGCAUAGCUUGCCAUGAUGCUGAUGACUGCAUAAUAGAACACAUGAAACCCUCGUGGUAUUCUCCAAGGGUGGCUUUGGUUAGAGGUAUCGUGAAGACCAAAGGAAAAAAGCGAAUUCAGAAACUGUACAAGAAAACCAGCAUACCACAACCAGAAGUGCUGGAAAGAUUCUUAACGAGACGAACCCGUCCAUUGAAACAGUUGUCUGCAGGUAACGAUGAUGAAUUGUCAGAAAUGCUAUUGAAUACAAGGAAGAUGAUGUCAAAUGGCAAAGAAAUUAUAGAUGCUGAGGAUAUGAAGAAAUAUGUGGCUGAGAAACAGCUUGAAGUUCCAAUUCAAGGGACAAAAACAGCUUUACGGGAACUUGAGCAUGAAGACACGGAAGCUCAUGAAAACACAGGAAGAACACGUGUUUGGAAUUCGGACAGGGAUAUAAAGCGUUUUAACGAGGAAUUGAGUUUAGGCACUAAAGGUCGAAGUCCUCCUAAAAAGAAGAUUAUUGCAACUGGACAUUUACAGCCUGCUGGUCAUCAGGAUUUGAUGGAUAUUGACUUCAGUAAUAAUCAUAAACUUUCAAGUGAAGUGGAUGAUGCAAUGGCUAAUGAGGCCAAAUCCCAUAUUGGAGAUAUAGGGGAUAGUGCUGGCUUUGUUCGUAGCAGUCUAAAGUCACGAAGCAGGGAAAGGCCUUAUGAUAGUGUCGUGUCUCGACGCAAGAAGAUACCAAGGUACCGAACCCUCGAAGAUUCACCUUUUGAAAAUGAUUUCGGCUCAUUAGGCGCCACUAGUGAUGUCAUGAACAUAGACAGCCAGGCAUCCCUGACCGAAACACUAAAACUACCCCAUGUUUCAGAUGAAAUUGAAUAUGAUGAUCACGACAACAAUCUUGAUGACAUAGGUGCCAACCACAGAGAGGCUAGAGUACCAGGUAGUAGAGUGUCAUUAGAAGAGAAAUCGAAAGCACAGGAAUCAGCAGAGGUGAAUAGAGAGGAUAAUGACGAUCAAUAUGAGGAGAUGAUUAGACCAAAAGGCCACAUAAGUCCUAAGCAAGAAUAUUUAAGUCGAAAAGGGGAGGGUAGACAUAAAGAAGAAGAAGCAAGGAUAACUAUCCCAGUGGAAAGAUAUGAAAAACCUGUUGCUACCGGAAAACAUCGACACUCCACCAGGGGUAGCUCUCGACAUGAGAGUUUUGUAGUAGCCAAUGAGGCUGAUAAAGAUCUUAUGCACGAAUAUAGAGAAAACCGCCCGUUUGUAGAUGAUAUAGGGGAUGAACGUGAAGAGGUCAGGAAAAAUGAGGAUUAUUUUGAUAACGAGUCUCCUAUAGUUGUUCACGAUGAUGAAUCGAACAGAGAGAACCACGUGAAAGCGAACGAUUUAGAAUUGGGUAACAAUGACGAUACUGAGAGUCAGCCAAGGAGAGGGAAAUACAACAUGCGGCAUGGUGUGAGGUUUCACAGAAAGCACGCCCAAGGUGAAGCUAAUGCUGAGGAUGGCAGAGAAAGGGAUUUGUGGAAGAACCAGCACGAAGAUGAAGCAUUCCAUGACUUGAUUGAUAAAAAUGACGAUUAUGAUUUCAUUAUACCCCACAAAUCUCAUUUUACAGAGCUCAUAAAUCACCAUAAACAUUUAAAAGACGAACCUUUAGUUGUUGUGCGAACAGCUGGCCAUGUUCUUAAAGACACAGCCUUUGAUCACAAAAAGCUGAAACAUCGAAAACCAGUCGUUAUCAUGCCUAAAGAUGACUAUGAUGAGCUGAACUUUUAUCGCGAGAUUGACCGGCUGACAGGAGAUUCAUCGGACAGCAUUGACGGUGCCACCGACGUGUUACCCGAAAGCGGGGAUGACCGAAGUGUGGUUUUGAAGAGUAAUAAAGAUGAUGAGGAGCAGUAUGAGGUAGUGGAGCCUCAUGUUCAGAAAACACCUCUAGGGUUAAUCUUCAAACGCCCAAAGCUUGUAGUCAGUCAACCUGUUCAUGAUGACGUACCUAUAGAUCAAGAAAACUACCUUUUUAUCGAUGAUCCUAAAGAGAAGCACGUUGUUUCUGCCGUACACGAGGAUGAAAGUGCAUCCGACUACCCUUAUGUUGUUAUCAAACGGAAACCUAGACCCCAAAGAACGGUCUUUCCAUGGCAGUUGAAAAAAGAAUUGGAGGACGAUAUAUUUAACGACAUGCUGUCGAAGAAUCUAGUCAAUACUGAUGUUGGAAAUAGCAAAGUUGGUGUACUCGGUGACGAAACCUUUUCAAGGAAACAUAGUACUCCAACAAGAGCACCAUUUGUUGAUAAACCAAGUGCUAAGAAGGUGCUCCCAACAAAAGCUCAAACAAAGAAGGCCCCAAGCAAGAGGCAUCCAACGAAAAGACCAACAAACCCGUUGCGAGAACGCAAAAUUUCUGGAUCUCCCCAAACACCUAUUAUUUUAUCAAUAAACGUUGAAACUUAUCCUGGAGCUCAUGACAAGAGACGCAAAAUGGAUCAAAAUCUGGAAAUUAGGCCACUGACAACAGCUCUACCGUUAUUUCAAGAACACCCUACAAAACCGAUGCUGAUUCGUAACAGGAGGCCAACUGGCAAUUCAAUUCAAAAAAGACCAACAACACAUACAACUACACAUAAGCCCUCUAAAAACAAAAUGCCGAGUAAACACCCUUCACCCAAACUUCCAACCAAACAUGAACUGCCUUCGAGUAAACACAAAGCUCCCAGCAAAGGAACAAAACAUGCCAAACCAACUUCCAAGUCAACGCCAAAGCAUCUCUUGGGUCACGGCACCACAAUUUCGACGAAACAUGAAGAAAAGAAUGAGUUCUUCCUGGGACACAAAGAAGCCAACGAAACCAUGGCCACUGCCAAACCGGUUCGUAAAGAUACAAUACCAACACUGAAAAUGAGACUAGAGCUUGAAUCAGCACGGGAACGAGAAUUAAAGCAAAGAGUUGCUAACCUUAGUAAAGAAGUCGAGCAAUUACGUGAUAAGUUAACAACAACAGCGAAAGCAACGAAACCUGUUUACAAAGAGACAGCUGCAUCUAAACUUGCACUUAAACUUGGUGAGAUGGAGGCAGAAUUUGGUCAAGAUGAAAAGGGAGAAACAAGACAGAAAAUACCGCAUAUGCGUAGAAAGGUAAAAUCAAACGAUAUUGCGAAAAAGCAGAAUGCAAUUGAGAGGAGUUCCAGCAUCAAACAUAGCGGAGGACUACCCAGUACAGGUCUGUCGAACGUAUCUGAACCAGAGCUACACGUGGGGCCUACAACAGUAAAUCAUAUGCCUGAUCUGGAAAGCGCAGUGCCAGCAAAUCAGAGCAGUUCUUUGUCACGUGACGAUGGCUUUGGUAUGAUUGCAGCAUUGAUCAAUGGACAAAAUCUGGAGAAGCCAGAUGCUAGUUCUGCUGAGAAACAAAGUAGUGACAGUGCCUCUUCUGAAAAAAUUGAAAUAACUACGAAAGGUGUCUCUGAUAGCGAGAGUAUUGGGUCAAACUUGAAAGAGCUGGCUUCUGAAAGUAGCAAGGACAUAACACCUAACAGUGAAAUGAUGGACGGAUUUUCAUUUUCAUUAAAACCAACCACAGGUCGUGUUAAACCAAUCAGUCAGAUUAAAAAGCAGAAGAAAGAGAAUACAAAACCACGAUCAAAGACUAAAGAACUUCCAUCUCUAGAUGACCUUAAAGCCCUGCACGAUUUCAAAAGCAACAGAGAUGCAAAGAAACAAACAGCUCAGGGUGUAGCAAGUGUGCAAAAUAAGACUUUAAAAAUAGUUAAAAGUGAAAAAAAGAAAGGAGAGGUAGGAAUCCUUGGUGAUGAACAUUUUGUAGCGUCAAACUCGUCUCAAAGUCAGAUUGGUGAUUUAGGUAGUUUAGGUGCAUCAACAAUCUUGUCAUAUCCGACUAAAGCGUCACAAGGUAUUGAUGCGGCCUGGAAACGAAAGCUUCAAAAUAUGGGAAUAGCUGAGUCUCCUGAUAUGCCUGUGGACUCAGAAGUGCCAUCGGCCAGUGACUUGGGUGAGAUCGCAACCUUCAAGAAAGAGCUGGCAGCUGCAGUAAAAGGCAUGGGUCCAGGCACUCUCAUGAUGAAGAAAUCGCGGGUUCCGAAGCCGCAUCGUCAAUAUUGGGGUGUUGAUGUAGUGGGUGACAACAAUGAACAUGAAAAGGGUGACAUUAGCUCUGCAAUAAACAAUAGACGUCGUUACUGGGGCAUAAAUGCUGCUGAUGGAGUCGCCAAGCCAAAGAAUGAUAUUCCGGGAAACCCAGAUGAUGGUAUAGUUGCUCAUUAUGGAUUCGAGUCUUCCAGCCUGAACGAGGUUAAGGAUGAUUCUACCGCUGGAAAUCAUGCAUUGCUAGUCAAUGGCGCUCAUGUGAACAAGCAGGAUGCCAAAUGCGGUGCUUCUGUUGCCAUGGCAGGCGGGGAGGUACUUAUGAAUGGACAAUCGUUUCAUAAUAAACCCAGCCACGCGAUUACAGUUGCAAUGUGGGUGAAGCUUAAUCGAGAUGACGAUAAUUUAUCCUUUUUCAAUGUCAAGCAGACAUUAAGUGGUAGAGGUGCAAGUUUUACCUUGGAGGUCAAAAAUGGAAAACUCCACUGGUCCCAUACAGACGAUAAAGGCAACUAUAUAUUCGACUUACUAACGAUACAAAGUGCCACUGUACCACAGGACUUGUGGACGCACAUAGCCGCGACUUAUAGCGCACGUGUGGGACGUGCAAAACUCUACGUAGAUUCUCAGUUGAUUAAAAGCGAAUCAGGAACAGGUCCUUUGUCAACAAACUGGCAAGGGAAAGUGGCAAUUGGAGCAGGAGGCAGUUUGCCUGGGCUGGUCGAUGAGUUCUAUCUGAUGAACAAGGCCUUGGCACAAAACGAUAUCAAAGACUUGACGGAGCUCUGUAACAUAGGACCAGACUACGCUAUACCAAUGGAGAAGGGUGCAUACAACGGGCUUAUACCAGAAGAGCAGUUGGUCGAGAUGAAAGAGCGACUGACAGAAACCAAUGCUCACCGGCAUUCAAGCCUAGACACGGGUAUGGUGGUGAAUAACAAUGGUGAUAUCGACCCUGCGGCUGCUGGGAACCAGAAAAAAGAAGAGGAACAUGAAAAAUGCUCUAAAAAUGCAGUCUUUUACAGUGCUGAUUUGAAAGGCGGUCGCAAUAGCGGUCUUUUUACAAGAUACGGUCACGUUGAAGACAUGAAAGAGUGCAUUGAACAGUGUUGUCUCACCCCAAGAUGUGACCUUGCCUACAUGGACAAAAGCACUUGCUACACAGUUAUUUGUCAUUUCCCAUCGCUUUGCCAGCCAAUAAGAGCUGUUAAGGCACAUACAACAAUAGGAUUUGUAACAAGAAAUGGUGAUACGAUCUACGAUCCAGCGAGCUAUCCUACGGAAUCCCCACUUGUCGCGCUAACAACAACACCAACUACAAAACCAUCUACAACACCAACAACCCAAGCGAAGCACACGUGUUUGCAAAGCAUGGUAUAUUUCAGUGUGGCGCUGCGCGGAGGAUGGACAUCCGGGAAAUUCACUGACAUGGGCGUCGUUCACAAUCUUCGCGAAUGCGUCAAGCAUUGCUGCGACGACAAAUCAUGUGACUUAGCCAUGGUUCUCAGCCGCAAAUGCUUUACCGUUCAUUGUUAUAGUUUAGCUGAUUGCCAGACGAUACCAGACGGGCAUGCGCAAAUUGCUUAUGUUUCAAGAGAGGGUUUCGAUGGUGUUGUUCCGACCAAACCAACCAAAGCCCCAAGUUUACACGGACGGCCAACUGAAAGACCAGUGUUGACACAGCCGCCCAAAAGGCCAACGCCGACUUUUUCACCGACAAUUACCAGAAGUGAUCCAACGCUUGUACUUCAUUUGUCAUUUGAUAAAAUUGAAGAGAACAGGAUAAUAGACGAUUCUAAAUUUGGAAAUGAUGCUUCUUUGACAACGGGUGCUAACAUAUCGCCCGGUGGAGGUAUUCGUGGAAAUGGUGUUGUCCUCGAUGGCGGUGAUGUUCUGUUGGAUGGCGAGCAUUUCACGCCAAAGCCUCGAGCAGCAAUCACGAUAGCAAUUUGGGUAAAGCUCUUGCAAACAGAUGGCGUGCAUUCGUUGUUUGACACGGUCGGAAGUAUAUCUGACCAUCAUAGUGGGCAAUAUCAUUUAGAAAUCAUCGACGGAAAAGUUCGUUGGUUUCAUCGCGACGAAAAUGCCGAGCAGGUUUUCUCGGUGAUAACAGAGUCGAUCGUAAGACGAGACCAAUGGACGCAUGUUGCUGCAACGUACGAUGCGAAUCUUGGCGAGGCGAAGAUUUUUGUAAACGGCGAAUUGAAGACUGUCGAUGUUGGACAUGGAGAAUUAUCAAUGGACUGGGGUGCGAAAGCCGGCUUUGGAACGCAUACGGACGGUCGUGCAUUGCUCGGCUAUAUUGAUGACAUUUAUAUGUACUCAAGAGCGCUUGACCGCCUCGAAAUACAAGACUACGUAAGACACUUUAAAGAGGUGCUUGAAAAGAAACCCGUUGUUCCUGAAGAGCCAAAGAUGCCUCCUACUGUGGUCCCAGUUCAUAUACAUAGGCCACCUACUCUAGGAAAUUCUUUAGGAAUAUCAACAGCAAAGCCCAAGACACCAUCCCCAAAAUUAGCUGAUAUUUGUCAACUAGGCAAAGUGCAUACGAGUUCUGACUUAAAAGGUGGCCUAAAUGCAGGCAACUUCCUUGAUCGAGGGCCUGUCACGAACAUCCUGCAAUGCAUGGAAAUGUGUUGCCUUUUCAAGACAUGCGAUUUGGCUUACAUGGUAUCAGGAAGAUGCUACCUUGUUGAGUGUUACAGCAGGGACUUAUGUGCCGUCACACAAAAAGGAUUGUCAGCUUUGGCGCCAACCGUUGGCCUAGUUGUACGGCCCAGUCACACAAAACCCACUAUCAAGACAACGCCAGUUCCGCAAACAACCCGUCGCACCAAGCCAACGACAAAGCGAACGCCAAAAACUACGAAGAAAAAGAAACGACCUCCGGAGUCGUUACAAGAAAUCAACGAUUUUGAAUCCCAGCUGCUACAUCCAGACGCUGCUUGGUACACUACAACAAUGAAACCAACUCCUCCAACUUGCAUCUUCGGGCCUGUACUCAACCACACUACUAUGAUUGGUGGCCUUCGCGCAGGCGACUUCACACAUAAAGGUCUUAUUCACCGAAUGGACUUGUGUCAAGGGCUCUGCUGCAAUGAUUCGAGUUGUGACAUAGCAAUCAUGAUGAAGGGAGCAUGCUUCUUGGUGUCAUGUAAGAACCAAUCAUUAUGCAAACCCCGACACGCGGAGCUACCGAACUUCAGCCUUAAACUCUCGUACAAGAAGCGUCCUGGCGUAAAGGACAUCUCUUAUGACUAUGAGCACCCAACAACGCCAGCGCCUCCAAAACCACCAACAACACCAACAACAUCAACAGCAAGGCCUACUAAAUCGAAAACAACAGCAGCAACAACAAAACCAUCAAAGACCAUAAAACCUUCAAAUCGAACAACGCCCAAAGUGAAGCUUGAUAUAGAUACUGUGGAUAUACCAAUGAACAGUCAUGUGAAAUCUUGGUGCUCAAUCGACUUCGUAUUGGAUGGAGUAAGACUAGUAGGUGGGCUUUACUCGGGUACCUAUCGUACCAUCGGGCACGUUGAUGACAUGAAAGAUUGCAUGAAAGCUUGUUGCGAUGAAGAAGAAUGUACUGUUGCCUAUUUAGAACGCGGCACUUGUUAUGCAGUGAAGUGCCUAGAUAAAGAACUGUGUAAAUCUACCAUGAGUGAUAGCAAAACAUCAGUGGGCUACAUAGUGCGAGACGGCAAAGGUCUCUUUAGGUCUGCCCAAGAGGCCGUUACAGGCCUUGUUUUAAAGCAGGCAGAUACAGUUCAUAAAGAAGGAAAAGGAGCAGAUCACGUGCUUAACGGAGAAGCAAAGUCAGCCAAUGCCACAAAGCCAGAAAAGCCUCCGAACCAUCAAACACGAAACACCACCAAUGCACCUCCGCACUUCCCUGAAGAACCUAAACCAGAGACAUCGCACGGUCUUGACUUUGGCUACUGCGAGAAAGGGGAGACGCUGCGAAACAAAAGGCUUAUGGGUGGAAUGAAAGCUGGAAUCUUCCGUGACCAUGGAGAUGUUGAUGACAUGGAAACUUGUUCGGAGUAUUGUUGCAAGGAUAAGGAUUGUCAUUUGGCCUAUAUGAUUGACAAAACCUGUUAUUCUGUCCGCUGUUAUAACUCUGAGUUAUGCAAGACUUUUACUGCACCAAACUUCUUCUUGAAUCCUGUCAUGUCAUUUGUAAGCCGCUCAAGAAACUUCACAGAGUCAGCAAAGCACAAAAACGCUACCCAGGAAACAACGCAAAAACCAGAUGUGCAACCAACAAAUGAAACGUCAGUUUCCUCGAAAGGUGAGAAGAGCGAGCAUUCGAAGUCUAAGAAGCACAAGAACAAACCAACAAAAGCACACGAAACACACGACAAGCAAGGUACACAUAAGCACAAAACAACUCACAGCCAUGAUCAUAAAACUCACAGUAAGCAUUGGAAACACGCUAAAGGAAAAGAGCUGAAAACAAACACGAAUGUGCAUGAUAAACACAGGCCAAAACCCACACUUUCAGAGGAAAUGGUCGAAGACAAGAAAAUGGCGGAUCGCUACAAGCAGCUAUUACGGCACCCAUACUUGAUGAGAAUGCUACAGCAGAUGGAUUCUGAGACCAGCGGGUCUGGUUCUGGGUCAGGUGAAGGGUCUGGUGAGCUGCCCAUGUUGACUGAGUAUAUGAAAAUGCAGCGGGUGAGCAAACACAAGAAAAGGCGUCCGGGUUCGAGUGCAAAACGAGGCCAUGGCAAGAGCAAACUCGUCGACGUGACGUUAAAGGAAGCAGAAAUCACAAAGAUUCAUCCUGUUCCAUUGUCGAAGCUAGACAUCGAUUUAAUUGAUGCUCUCAGCUCUGGAUCUCCUAGUGACUACGAGAGUUGUCCUGCAGAAGAAUUUGGCUGCGAGCAUUUCUGCAUAACAUUGCUGCAUGGCGGGCACAGAUGCAUGUGCCAUAAAGGGCAUCGUUUGGCAGCAGAUGGCAGAAAUUGUCUUGGAGAGGACCAGUGUGAUGCAAGAGCUCAUUAUUGUGACCAGAUUUGUGUGUUCGACCAUGGGGAAUACAGAUGUGAAUGUCGAACAGGAUAUAUACGAAGCAUUAUGAACAGAACUUGUGAUGACAUCGAUGAAUGUGAAAUGGGCAUCCACGGUUGUGACCAAACUUGCGUUAACACACCGGGAAGUUAUCGAUGCCUAUGCGGUACAGGCUAUAAACUCAAUGAUGAUCAAAUGACAUGCGCUGAUCAAUCUGACACAGCAUCUUUGAUGAAGAAAAAUAAAAUCGAGAGAGUGCCGAGAUUUUUAAUUCCUGCUAUGAUAGUAAGCGGACCAAAUGACACAGAAGUGAUACAGGGACACAAUGUCAUCUUGAACUGUGCUGCCCAUGGCUACCCAGCCCCGAAAUUCGUGUGGUCGUUUGGCAUGAAUGAAGCAGUGCCACUGACUGGCAAUCCACGCAUGAUCGUGUUACCUGGUGGCAGUUUGUUAAUACAAAAUGCAAAAAUGAGCGAUGCUGGCGUCUAUCGAUGCAUUGCAUCCAACAAUGCUGGAACUGAUACAGUGAAUGCAAUAUUAAAAGUUGCUGACAUUGAUGAAUGUAAAAACAAAACCUAUCGUUGUGAACAUCUUUGCCAUAACACAAUUGGAAGCUUUUACUGCAGCUGUUAUCAAGGAUACACUCUCCAAAGUGACUCAUACACUUGCCAAGAUGAGAACGAAUGCACUCGAUAUCCUGGAAUUUGUACCCAGUAUUGCUAUAACACGCCUGGAAGUUACCUUUGUGGCUGCAGAGAUGGGUAUAGGCUUCAGACAAACAGAAGAAAUUGUACAGAUAUCAACGAAUGCGAGAAUAAACAAAACCCUUGCAGUCAGCUUUGCAACAAUACUCAAGGAUCCUACCAAUGCUAUUGCUUCAAAGGAUAUAAACUGAAACAAGAUAAUAUCACAUGUGAAAAAAUCCAUACGAUUGCAUUCUCAAUUGCAAAUGGCAGCCCACUUUCUGCUGGUGUCGGUGCAAUGGCAGCGAUAAUAACACUUAUUUUAUUCGCUGGCCUGUCGGCAUUUGUUACGCUUAUCAGGAAUUAUAAAAAGAGAAGGAAAUUUGACAAGGAAUUUGGACGUCAAAAUGAUGGACGUCCACAAAUUAAGAUAUCUAGUAACAGCAAAUCCAUAUUUAGCUGGAGGGACUGAAAGAUUUUGUGUAGUAUUUAAUCUUUUUAAAAAUUGUAAAUAAUUUAUAAAUUUAUAUAGCACUAUUUUUACUUUUUGUAACUUUUAUGUUACUUUGAAAUACAAAACUUGUAUAUAUUAAAAAUGUAGGUAUUUUUUUCUAUAAAAUGUAUCAGUUAAAAA
This is a messenger RNA of Rhopilema esculentum, 28494 nucleotides long. The record is from RefSeq and is a predicted model, not a curated record. NCBI's taxonomy places the organism in Eukaryota, Metazoa, Cnidaria, Scyphozoa, Rhizostomeae, Rhizostomatidae.